Molecule: messenger RNA, 1452 nt
Organism: Ustilaginoidea virens
Lineage: Eukaryota; Fungi; Ascomycota; Sordariomycetes; Hypocreales; Clavicipitaceae
Exons: 2
Coding region: 1-1452 (483 amino acids)
Biological process (GO): cellular response to pH
Cellular component (GO): plasma membrane
Source: RefSeq, a predicted model, not a curated record
AUGCCUUUUCCUUUCGUCCUUCCCACCACCUCGUCCUUUGCCUUCUCAUCGUCCCUCAGCUGCGACUCGCAUCCGUCUCUGCCACUAACCGCCAGUGCACAACGGGGCGUGGUUAGAGACGCGUUAAAGAAGCACAAGCGGCUGCCACCAAACUCGCGGGGAGCAAGCCUGGCCACCGUCAUCUCGAGCAUCGACAGCUACCUUCCUUACCUAUUGGCCGUGGACGCCGGGGUCAGCUGCCAGAGCUUGGAAGGAGGCGAGGUGAUGGGUGUCAUAUUGAGAGCGGCUCCCGCUAUUACCUGGAGGCCGACCCUGUCCGCACCCAUUGUUCCCGGCAAGGAGCGGCCUCGCGUGAAAAUCACCUCGUUGGAGUAUGAAAUAUCCUUUGUGCUAUGCACCCUGGCUUAUGCAUAUACUCUGACGGCCAGGUCGGCGCUGCAGCCGUUGUAUGCCAUCAACACAAGUUUCUUGAGUCUGGGGGAGAGAGCUGUGGCCAUCACGACGGCCACGAAAUACCUGCUCGACGCAGCAUCCAUAUAUGACUAUCUGUCGUUUCGGAGUGAGCAAAUAUUCAGCUCGGCGCCGUGCAUAGACGUCGCCCCGUCCACAGUCAGGGCUCUCUCUUCUCUAGCCCUGGCAGAAGCCACGCUCCUCGCCGUUCUAAAGGACGAUCCUUAUCCAGCAGUGGUUGCCCAGGGUAGAAGUAACACGGAUAAAGAGUGGAUGUUCAAGGCUCCCGACCUCCCCAAAGUUCGCGCCCAUCUCUUCGCUCGCCUUUGUCUCGCCGCCUCGGAGCACGCUGCCAGGGCAUCUUCCCUCCUACGGGCGGCUGGUUCGGGGGGUAGCAGAGUCAGCCCGGUUCUGCUCAAGUACCUGGACGAUGUUCGGCGCACCAGCCGGGCCAAAGCGUGCAGAUUCUUUGGCAUCGAUGCCGACCUGGGGGGUCACACUGCGCAAGGCAUCGGCUGGUUGCGAGCCGGGCUGCAGGAACUGGGCGUACAAGUCAAAGAAUCGAACAAGGUCUUUAGUCUGAGCCGACUCAAAAUGGACAUUGGCGGAAAGAGAGAGGAUCGGCGAGUCGAAAAGGAGACGGAUUGGGGCUCCGACGCAGGCCGGUAUGAAGAGACUAGGAUCAUUGAAUUUCUUGACGGGAAAUGGACCAAGCUCAAUGACACUAUGAACACACAAGAAAUCCCACCUGUUGGGGCUCUGCUCCCGAAGAUGCCCUCGGGUAGGGAGAUCCAUGCCGUCAAGCCGUACCAGCCGCCCACUCUGAGCAGAGACACUCUGGAAGCCAUGCGAUCACCGCCCGAUAUGGAGGACGGUGUUCUAGAUGACCUAAGUUCGGAUGAUGAGAGAGAAGGUGAAUCAGCCGCACCCCCCGGGGCUUUUCCUGGCUUGUCUAUGGAUGUUGGAAGCAGCCGAAGUGGUAGUGGGAACGCAUACUACUAG